UUCGUGCGAAAAAUUGGAGUCCGACUCCCAGACACGGAGGACCUUAUUCCACGGAAUCGCAUGUAAUAUCUAUGGUAGAUUUGAACUGUCGUAGGAACGUGAUUCUGAAACUUUUCUUUCUACGAAGACCCUGAAUUUUGUUUACUUGGAAUCUCAUUUCCAUCUCUCUCUCUCCAAAAGUGUAUAAAUAUUACCAUACGUGGAAACGUUUUUCUCUUCCUCCUCCUCACUUUCUUCCUCUCUACCUCCUCUUUUCUGGACCUUUUCCUGAAUACCCAUUUUCUUAAUUAGUUCAUUUCCCUCUCCUUCUUCGCAUUUCCAGUCAUGGAGGAGGCUAACGUGGUGGAAGCUAAAGAUGGAACAAUUUCUGUAGCUUCUGCACUUGCUGGCUAUCAAGAAGUUGUGCAGGAUAGAGACCACAAAUUCUUAACCCAAGCAGUUGAAGAAGCAUAUAAAGGGGUUGAAUGUGGAGAUGGAGGCCCAUUUGGUGCAGUUGUUGUUCAUAAUGAUGAGGUAGUUGCAAGCUGUCACAACAUGGUUUUGCGAAACACUGACCCAACUGCACAUGCAGAGGUUACAGCAAUAAGAGAGGCCUGUAAAAAGUUGAAUCAAAUUGAGCUCUCAGAGUGUGAGAUAUAUGCGUCUUGUGAGCCUUGUCCAAUGUGCUUUGGUGCUAUCCAUCUUUCAAGAAUCAAGAGGUUGGUUUAUGGAGCCAAAGCUGAAGCAGCUAUAUCGAUCGGGUUUGAUGAUUUCAUUGCGGAUGCAUUAAGAGGCACAGGGUUUUACGAGAAGGCUCACCUGGAGAUCAAGAAAGCCGAUGGUACUGGAGCUGUUAUAGCAGAACAAGUAUUUGAGAAGACAAAAGCAAAGUUUACCAUGUAUUGAUCUUCAUAGUUUCCUCUACAGUGGGAAAAAAGCUUAUAAAUAACUCAUGGCAUAGACUUCUCUCUCUCUCUCUCUCUCUCUCUCUCUCUCUCUCCUCGUUAUAAAACGAAAAAGAAAAUUUCUUGUCUCAUAAUAAGUUACUCCAAUAAUUAAUCCUAGUUUUCUUGCUUGACAACCACAAAUGAUACAUUUUUUAACUGCCUAGGGUUCUGAAUAUGCUUGAUAUUCUCUCAGCUCUUUUUACAUGAACUCUGGGACACUUUUGACAUGUACAUGAGAAAUGGGAAAAGUUUGAUAAUGAAGGUGCUUGUGGGACCAUGAGAACUGCAAAUCAAAGAUAAUGUUCCUUUUGGUUGCUGAUGACUUGAGUAGGAAUUGAAAAGGGGGAACUUUUGAGUGGGGAUGGAUAUGGC
Messenger RNA from Corylus avellana, 1298 nucleotides. Its product is annotated as guanosine deaminase. NCBI's taxonomy places the organism in Eukaryota, Viridiplantae, Streptophyta, Magnoliopsida, Fagales, Betulaceae. Gene Ontology annotation, biological process: purine nucleoside catabolic process. Gene Ontology annotation, molecular function: zinc ion binding; guanosine deaminase activity. The record is from RefSeq and is a predicted model, not a curated record.